UCUCAGACACACAGGACGUAUUAGCUUGGAAAAGUUGAGGCAACUGUGGCUCCUGAGUACAUGAUUACUUAGAUUUUUUUUGUGAUUAUCACUCAUCUGAUAAACCUUAUAGUCAGCAGUUUCGUGAUUUCCUGAACAGUGUGAUUCAUCAUGAAGCUGGAGGUGCCAAAAGCUUUGAAGAUGUUGCUGUUGAGUUUUCAAGUGAGGAAUGGAAGAUGUUGAGUGAACAUGACAAAAAACUACACAAGGAGGUGAUGGUGCAGAACUAUGAAAAUAUGAUUUCUUUAGGUUAUAACAUCCCAGUGUAUGAACUUUUGUUACUUAUUAUGAAAGAUGAAGCAAUUCAGUAUGCUGAGACUGAAGGAGGCACAACAGUGCAACAAAGGCAACCUCCUGUGACCAGGAAUGGAGACAUCAGUGUCAUCCAGAGUCUGCAGUCAUCCUAUGGGAAACUCUGGGAUGCAGGAUGUGACAGAGCUCUGCCUGAUGAGAUGUUCAUCACAAGGCAAGACCCAGUGAAGAUGAAUACCAGACGUGAUAACUGUAGCCAAAGUGAUGAUGACUUUCUCUUGAAAAACAAAUUAGAACUGCAGUUGCAAACUGAAGCAGAGGAAAUGCCAGGCAACUGGCUUAACCAUAGCAACACUGUAACAUUUUAUAGUAACAAUGUAACUGAUCAUCUAAGUGACAAUGGGGAAAGACAAAAGAAUACAUCACCAGCACAUAAACAACCACUCAUUAGGCAGGAUUUGCAUGAAGGUGUUUUGAAUGCCAAAGGUUUUACAGGUAUAAAAAAUGUAACACUGCAGAAGAUCAGUCAUACUGGUCAGAAUUUCUUCACUGCAUGUGGCCAAAGUUUUACACAGAAUAGUGAUAUAGCAGUACUUCAGGGUGUCCAUGUGUGGCAAAAGGAUCAUCAGACUAUCUACACUCUCCUAAAACCCUAUAAAUGUAACACGUGUGACAAGCGGUUUGCGUACAAAGGCAAUAUGGUGACUCAUCAGAGUAAAUACUGCGGGCAGAAGCCAUAUAAAUGUUCCAUGUGUGAUAAGAGUUUUGCCCAAAAGACUCACAUGGUGAGACAUCAGUAUACCCAUAGUGAGCAGAAACCGUAUCAAUGUACCAUGUGUGACAGGAGUUUUAUACACAAGAGUCGACUGGUACUUCAUCAGAAGAUGCAUGCAGGGCAGAAACCAUAUAAAUGUACCACAUGUGACAAGAGUUUUGCAUACAAAAGCAGUGUGGUAAUUCAUCAGAGGCUCCACACUGGGCAGAAUCCAUAUAAAUGCACCAUGUGUGACAAGAGUUUUGUACUGAAGAAUUACUUGGUGUUACAUAACUAUACCCACAGUGGACAGAAGCCAUAUAAAUGCACCACGUGUGACAAGAGUUUUGUGAAGAAGAGUCGACUGUUACUUCAUCAAAUGUUGCACACUGGGCAGAAACCAUAUAAAUGUACCACGUGUGACAAGACAUUUUUACAGAAGAUUCACAUGGUGAGGCAUCAGUAUAUCCACAGUGCGCAGAAGCCUUAUAAAUGUACAAUGUGUGACAAGAGUUUUACACAGAAGAUUGGCUUGGUGAGACAUCAGUAUUGUCACAGUGGGCAAAAGCCAUAUAAAUGCUCCGUGUGUGACAAGAGCUUUGUGCAGAAGAGCCAACUGGUACGCCAUCAGAAAAUUCAUACUGGGCAGAAACCAUAUAAAUGCACCAUGUGUGACAAGAGUUUUGCAUAUCGAAGCAGCUUGGUUACUCAUCGGAGGCUGCACUCUGGGCAGAAGCCAUAUACAUGCACCAUGUGUGACAAGAGUUUUGUGCAGAAGAGGCAACUGGUACUUCAUCAGAAAAUACAUACUGGCGAGAAACCGUAUAAAUGCUCCAUGUGUGACAAGAGUUUUUUACAGAAGAUUCAUAUGGUGAGACAUCACUAUAUCCAUAGUGAGCAGAAGCCUUAUAAAUGUACCAUUUGUGGAAAGGGUUUUAUACAGAAACAUUUCUUGUUGACGCAUCACUCUACCCACAGUGGCCAGAAGCCAUAUAAAUGCACCAUGUGUGACAAGAGUUUUGCAUACAAAAGCAGUGUGGUGAUUCAUCAGAAGCUCCACACUGGACAGAAGCCAUAUAAAUGUACCAUGUGUGACAAGAGUUUUGUACAGAAGAAUCAAUUGGUGAUACAUCAGUAUGCCCACAGUGGGCAGAAACCAUACAGAUGUACAACGUGUGAUAAGUGUUUUGCAAGGAAGCAUAAUUUGGUAGAUCACCAGAAGAUCCACAGUACACAGAAAUCCUAUAAAUGUGCCACAUGUAACAAGAGUUUUGUAGAAAAGAGGUAUCUGACAGCGCAUGAAAUUGUCCACACAGAGUGUAAGCCAUAUAAAUGCACCACAUGUGGUAAGACUUUUAAACAUAAAAAUGCUAUGAAUCGGCAUCAGAGUGUCCACUCUGGACAGAAACCCUAUAAAUGCAUAGUGUGUGACAAAGCUUUUGCACACAAAAGCAAUAUGAUAACACAUCAGAGCAUUCACAAUGAGCUAAAACCAUAUAAAUGCACAAUAUGUGACAAAACAUUUACACAGAAGAGUUAUGUGUUAGUUCAUGAGAGAAUCCACACUGGGCAGAAACCGUUCAACUGCACCAUGUGUGACAAGAGUUUUAUACAGAAGAAUCAACUAGAAAGACAUCAGUAUAUUCACAGUGGAGAGAAACCUUACAAAUGUACGACGUGUGACAAGAGUUUUGCGCAGAAGGGUGACCUGGUAAAACAUCAGAAAAUCCACAUGAGGCAGUGUUACAUGUUACAACAGUAAAUGUUUCAGUGAUGUAGUAACACACCAGUAUGUUUAAUGUGGGCAGAAGUAAACCAGAUAUUUUAUCUCAAGAGAAAACAACAGAAGCAGCAUUGAUCACUAAAAUUGCUACACCCAGUGACUUAGCAUCCAAUGAACUGAAAGACAUAAGUUUGUAAAAUAUCAAGACAUGUAAGCUAAGCAGAAACUAGAGCAAUAUGGAGUAAGGAUAUACAUAUAGUUUCAGUUGUACCAGGAACAACUAGGUUAAUAAAAGAAAAAAAGUUAAAGCAUAUUUAAAGAUAUUACUGGUGGAAGUCACCCAUUAUAAACAGCAGAAAGGGGCAAUUCUAGGUACAUUGCAGGUGCAGAGAAGAGGACUCGUGUCAGAUGUCAAAGACCGAUUUCAUGAACUUCACCUAUGCUCUGAUUUGGGAUGCGGUCCACUCGUGUCAAUGUAUUUAUUUAUUUAUUUAUUUAUUUAUUUAUGUUUAGUUUGCAUUUGUUUACCAUGUGAGUCCAACUGGGAGAGCCCAUUUUCAGCUGAGGCCCAGGGAGAAAAGCUCCACAUUGUAUCAGUAAAUAAUAAUAAUAUUACCAUAAUGAUGCUUUUUAUAUACUAGUAAAAGACAUUACAUAGAUCUUGUAGUAUAACGUACACAUACAGUAGAUCAAAUCAGGUAGAGUUGGUUGAGGCUCUCAUGAAAUCACAUAGAUGUGCAAUAUAGGAGGGACUGGUCCAGUGGUACUUAUUGUAACAUGUAGCUUUCAUUGGACUGUGGUAACUUAGUGCACUUAAUUAUGCAGUUGUAAUUUACAGUUAGCAGACAAAGAAAAGGAGGCCUGAGUAUACAACUUAUUUGUAACACUUUCUGUUCAUUUGUAUUGAAGAAGAGAGACGGUAGAGUGAGGAAGGUCAGGAUGAGAAGAUAUGAGGGAAAAGAACAGAUGUUGAUGGAGAAGAUGAGUUGGAGGAAGAUGUUUUUAAGCUAGAGUGAUAGUGGAUAUAUAGAGUAAAAGAAAACUAUGGUAAAAGGCUGUCUGUUUUCAUAAAUUAAUCAAGUGCAGAAACCGUUUAGACUACACGUGGCAAGGGUUUUAUAGAAAAGGAUGACAUAGUAAGGCAUAAUUAUAUCUGCUUUAGGUGAGGAUGGAGAGAUUAAACCAGUAAAAAAAAAGAAAAAAGAGGUUUUCUUUUGAACUGAAAUCAUCCUCAAGCCUUGGCAGGUCUGUUUACUAAAUCCCACCGAUGGAAAACUGUUGUAUUAACUUAGUAUAUAUCAUGGGGGAAAAAAGACAGACCAAGGUGCACUCAUCCCAGGGAAAAAUGAUGCCCAGCCCUGCCAAAAGCACAAAGGCCAUGGUUUGUAGAAAGACUGUUGCUUCAGGAUGAUAGAGAUCUUGUGACUGUUAGGCCAUGAUCCAACAGAUGAUCCAGGAUGCCCCACUAUGGCAAUGAAAAACAGUUGUCCAGAAAAAACUAAAAAAAAAAAACAUGGUUAGCCGGGCAAGAUGCCUGAAAAUCUUUGAAAUACCAAAAAUGGUAAACAUUAUAGAUGUCAAUUUAAAGUAAUUAAUUCACAGAAUAAAAACAAAACAAUAUGAAGAUAAGAAAAAAAUGAGAGAAUUGGAAAAAUAAAGCAAAAAAUGAAGUAUUAAGAGCGUAAAAAAUACGUCUGCAAGUAUUGGAAAAAUUAAAAAGAAUGGAGUGGACCCAAGAGAAGAAGCAAGACCAAAUAUAAUGCAAUUCAUAUGCAGGAAAUAAAUUGAUGUUAACUAUUCAUUGUAAAGCUAAGUAAAAGAUAUUUGAAAAUACAUAUAGGAAAAGGCAACCAAACAUGGUAAAUGUUACAGAAAUGAGAAUCAUAGCACAGAAGUCUAAUGUAGUGACAAGUAAGCAGUUUUGAAACCGAAAUGGAGGGGAUUGAAAAUGAAGUGAUAGAACAGUUGGCAAAGUAAAGGAUCUGAACGUAAAUCCCAGAUUUAAAUUUGAGUUCAGAAUAGUGGUUUAUUAAAACAGGUACAGUUUGAAGAUGUAACAGAGGAUGUAGAGCAGGGUAUUAAUACAGAAAAAUCACUGGUUAAUUCAGUUAAAUUUGGAGAUCAAUUGAUGAUUGGAUGGGAAAUGGGAAAUUUACCCCAGGGAUCACUUCUGUGGCUCUGCUCGACAGGUGCACAGGAAAAUAAUUUUCUUGGGUGGCGAAAGCCAGGGUACAUUUUUUGGCAAGGCUUGCAUGGGCCCUAGGGCUGAUAGCCUAGUACCUACCUAUGAACCUGUGAUAGUUCACAACACAAAUUGUUACAGUCAUUUCAAAGCCAAAGUAUUUCUUUGAAUUUGAGUUACACUAUCUCUAACAUUAAAUUAAAAAUCUCCAUGCAGGCCGUAAAAGUUAGGAGAUCCACUGAGAAAUAUAAGAAAGGGUAUAAAACAAACAUGUCAUAACAGAAGUCACCAGAACACAUUACUGUACAGCAAAACUAACAGACGAGUUACUACCAAGAAAGCAAAAAUUAGUAAAGGAAAAUAAUAGAAUUGUUAGAUCACCAUCAUGGAAGCACCAGUUUGAAACAUUUGGGUAACAGUUAAGCAAAUAAAUAUUAUUAGAAUAGUACAGAAAUAGGAAUGAAUCUAAAACUGUAUAAUGGAAAAGUGAAUGUGCUAAAGCAGAAAUAAAAGAUGAGAACAAUUCAGGAUUUGAGUUAAACUGUCUCUAAGAUGAAAUUAAACGUCUCCAUGUAGGUUGAAAAAGUUAGGAGACCCACUAAGAAAUAUAAGAAAGGGUACAAAACAAACAGUUAAGGGAUGACCCAAAGACGUUCUACGAGGAGCUGGGAAAGGAAAUGGCAAUAGUUGAGAUCGCCAAGAAUGGAGGAAUUAAUGCAUUCUGGGAAAAUAUCUGUGAGGAUCCAGAUGGACACGGUACGGAGGCUGAAUAAAUAAUAUAAGUAAAAUAUUAAUUAAGAAAUGCUGAUAUAGACGACAUGGAGUAGAAUAAAGAAUCUGCUGCUGAGAAGGAGUUAAGGUUAAGAAAAGCUUCCAAUUAGAAAAUGCCAGGUCUAGAUGCAAUACCUAACUUUUGGUUAAAGGUAUUAACAUAUUUGCACAGUGUUUUACCCUUGAGGAAAAAACUACCUAUAUUUGUACCCUGAAAUGACACUGGACUGGAGGAAAACCAUAGACUUAAAAAUGAACCUGCAAAUCACCCUAAGAACCCUUGAACAAUAACUUGUCUCACAUCAACUUAUAAGUUAUAUACAGAAAUUGAUAUGCAUAGGGUAUACAGUUAUUUAGAUAAAAAAAAUCAGUUAUGGCUAAUGAACAAUACAACAGAAGGAAAAUAAAAGAGAGUCAUAUGGAACAAAGGAUCUGCUUCCGUUAAACAAUGGAAACCUGCAAAAAGAAAAAAAAAAUCUCAGUAUGAUAGGAUACAUUGUGUCAAAGCAUUUGGAAUCCCAGUAUGAUAGGAUACAUUGUGUCAAAGCAUUUGGAAUCCCAGUAUGAUAGGAUACAUAGUGUCAAAGCAUUUGAUAGUAUUCCUCAUGCCUGGGUCACAGAGUGCUUACAAACAAACAAAAUUCAUAGCACUUUGGUAAAUUUUAUUGCAGCUGAUGUGAAGAAAUGCCAAACCACUUUGCAGAUGAACUACACAAAAAGACUAAUUGUUCUCCUGGGAGUGAAAAUGCAGAUUAUAAUAUUUCAGGCUGGUAUUUAUCAAAUUACUUUUUUGACGUGCUUUCAAUUUAAGUUGUUUAUUAAGCAGCUUAGGUCAUGGAGUUAUACAUGAAAAUCAUUGAGUCAAAGGAUAUCCUGUCUACAUUUAGUGGAUGAUCUAAAGUUGUAUAGUUCAUCAUAUAAACACCUGGAACACUAGCUACAAAUCAUGAGAAAAAGCUCAUUUGAAACAGGAAAAGUGAAGAAUCAGAAAAAAUAAAACUAAGGGAAGAAUGUGGUAUAAAACAUUUGGAACAAGCAGUGUACAAGUAUCUUGGAAAAGAUCAAGGGGCACCGAUACAGCAUAAAAAUAAGAACAAAGCUCAGUAAGGAAUAUUCUAGAAGACUAAAAUUAAUACUGAUAACUAAAUAACCAACAACUUUCUAAGACCUGGAGUUCAGCAUUUUUGUUCUUUAAUAGAUAUAAUAACUUCAUCAGAAAAAGCAAAGGAUAAAAUAAAGCCUUGUUGUGCCUCUUUUUAAAAACAAAAACAGCCAGUAAGCAUCAUGUAAAAGCAACAUAGCAAAAUAAAUCAAUACAGUUGCCAAUGAUAAACAGAUGUGUAACGUAGUAGGUGGAGUUCACCUGUACCAUCGCAAAGCACAUUUAAUAUUCAAGUUUUCAUUAAUGCCUGGGAAGCUUCAGCAUUCAGAAGCAGCUGCCAUUUCAGUUCACACUUUUUCGCUGUCACCUAAAAAGGAAUCAAGUUGUUUCAGUACAAUAAACUUAAAAGUUUGAAAUCCA
Protopterus annectens (West African lungfish) is the source of this 7243-nucleotide messenger RNA. Its product is annotated as zinc finger protein 271-like. The record is from RefSeq and is a predicted model, not a curated record. The transcript has 4 exons. Gene Ontology annotation, molecular function: DNA-binding transcription repressor activity, RNA polymerase II-specific. Lineage: Eukaryota; Metazoa; Chordata; Ceratodontiformes; Protopteridae. Gene Ontology annotation, biological process: negative regulation of transcription by RNA polymerase II. Bases 216 to 2807 code for a protein of 863 amino acids.